This is a messenger RNA of Triticum aestivum (bread wheat), 2202 nucleotides long. Its product is annotated as receptor-like protein EIX2. NCBI's taxonomy places the organism in Eukaryota, Viridiplantae, Streptophyta, Magnoliopsida, Poales, Poaceae. Bases 1 to 2202 code for a protein of 733 amino acids. The record is from RefSeq and is a predicted model, not a curated record. The transcript has a single exon. Gene Ontology annotation, molecular function: protein binding.
AUGCAGAGCGUAUACAAGUACAAAGUGGGUAUACCAUGUCAAAAGUCCAUAUUACCCUUUAUACGUUUUGUGUGGGGGGUUGUACCGACAAUCCUCCAACAUCUCUACCUUGCUGAUACUCAACUAUUUGGUCAAGCUCCUGAUGCACUGGCACAUAUGACGUCCCUCCAGGUCCUUGAUUUGUCAUGUAAUCCUAACACGGAUAUGAUGACUACAAGCUUCAGAAACCUAUGCAAUCUGAGAAUCCUGGACCUUUCUUAUUGUCAAAUGGUUGGAAAUAUAAAGGAUAUCAUAGGGAGGAUGCCCCAGUGUCCCUUGAACAAACUGCAGAAGUUGCAUUUGGGCUACAAUAAUAUCAGCGGAAUCAUGCCAGAUCGGACACCACACUUGACCAGCCUAGUCGUACUUGACAUCUCUCAGAACAACCUAACUGGGGGCAUAACACGAUGGGUGGUGCUGCUCUCUAGUUUAAGCAGCCUUGAUCUUUCUUACAACCAUCUCAGUGGACCUGUACCUUCUGAGAUCGACAUGCUCGGCAAUUUAACUAUGUUGGAUCUCAGUAGCAACAACUUGAAUGGUGACCUCACUGAAGAACAUUUUACAAGUCUAAUGAGGCUAAAGAGGCUGUAUUUAAGUGGAAAUUCCUUGAGGAUUAUAGUUGGUCCUGAUUGGAUACCACCCUUCAGUUUAGAAGAAAUAGAUCUUGGCUCUUGCCAACUGGGCCCUUCGUUUCCUGCAUGGCUUCAGUUCCAAGUAGACAUUAGGGAGAUGGAUAUAUCAAGCACAGGUAUAGUUGAUAGGCUUCCUGACUGGUUCAGCACUACAUUUGCAAAGGUCACAGAUCUACGCAUCUCCAACAAUGAAAUCAGUGGCAGAUUGCCAAGAAACAUGGAAUUCAUGUCACUGCAAAAUUUCUUUAUCAAUUCAAAUAAACUAACUGGUGAAAUCCCCAACUUACCAAGAAAUAUUGCCAUCUUGGACAUGUCUGAAAACUCUUUAUCUGGAAAUUUGCCAUCGAACAUUGAGAUCACAGAUUUGACUUCAUUUUGGUUGCGCUCCAAUCAAAUAACUGGUUGUAUUCCCGAAUCACUCUGUAAAGUGGAAUCCUUGUAUGUCUUGGAAUUAAGCAACAAUCUUCUUGAGGGACAACUUCCUCAGUGUUUUGGGGUGAAGUACAUUGGCUUUCUCAUGUUGGGUAACAAUAGAUUCUCUGGCAACUUCCCAUUGUUUCUAAAAAGCUGGACACAAUUGAUGUCUCUAGAUCUAUCACAUAAUAGUUUUUCCGGAAGGUUUCCUUUGUGGAUUGGAGAUUUGGUUGAAUUACGAUUUCUCCGGCUAGAUCAAAAUAUGUUUUUUGGAGAAAUCCCAUGUACCAUCUCAAAUCUUAGUUCCCUUCAGCAUAUGAACCUAGCAGGCAAUGGCUUAUCAGGUGCCAUACCGCGGCAUCUGUCAAAUGCGACAGCCAUGAUAGGGAAGUACAGAAAGGUUUCUAGGGAUGAGACAGAUUAUGAAGUAUACAUGAAUAUGGUCUUUAGAUAUGAUUUUUCUUCUGUGGUCAUCAAGGGACGAGAACUUAAUUAUAGUACUGGCAUUUGGAAUUUGGUUAGCAUUGACUUAUCUUUCAACCAAUUAACUGGGGGAAUACCAGAAGAAAUUACGGCUCUUGAUGCGUUGAUAAACUUGAAUCUAUCAUCAAACCGAUUGAGUGAGAAAUUUCCAAAUAAGCUUGGGGUCUUGCAAGCAUUGGAAUCACUUGACCUCUCAAGGAACAUGCUUUCUAGCAGAAUCCCUUCAAGCCUGUCAGAUUUAAACUAUUUGAGCUACUUGGACUUGUCUGAUAACAAUUUAACAGGGAGAAUACCAUCAGGACGCCAUCUUGACACACUCUACACAGAGCAACCUUCCAUGUACAGUGGCAACAGUGGUCUUUGUGGGCCUCCUCUUCCAAACAGUUGCUCCGGGAAGAAUGUAACAAGGCAAGAUGAUCAAAAAGGGAAUGGACAUUCCUUUGAGCCAAUGACCUUUUGUUUUGGACUCGCUCUGGGAUUUAUUCUGGGUCUCUGGGUGGUGUUCUGCAUCCUGUUGUUCAAGAAAGUAUGGAGGAUUGCUUAUUUCCGUGUGGUUGACCAGACAUAUGAUCAGAUGUAUGUGUUUUCCGUUCUUACAUGGAGAAGCUGGGCCAGAAAGGAAGCUACAAAUUGA